Molecule: messenger RNA, 1575 nt
Organism: Panicum hallii
Lineage: Eukaryota; Viridiplantae; Streptophyta; Magnoliopsida; Poales; Poaceae
Product: cation/calcium exchanger 5
Exons: 2
Coding region: 74-1540 (488 amino acids)
Biological process (GO): transmembrane transport; monoatomic cation transport
Cellular component (GO): membrane
Molecular function (GO): monoatomic cation transmembrane transporter activity
Source: RefSeq, a predicted model, not a curated record
AGAGCAGAGAGAUCCCCCCCGAUUCGGCGCCCACUCCCCCCACGCGCCCGGCAUUCCGCAUCCGGCGCAUGGCAUGGCCUCCCCGGACGCCUGCGCCGCCCUCGCCCGCCCGCCCGCCCUCCUCGACUACGCCGCCAUCCACUCCUGCCUCCUCCGCGGCAACGCCCGCCUCUCCCUCCCGCUGCUCGCGCUCCUCCUGCUCCUCCACUUCCGCCUCCUCGCCGCCGCCGCCUCCGCCCACUUCACCCCCGCCGUGUCCCGCCUCGCCGCGCGCCUCCGCCUCUCCCCGUCCAUGGCCGCCGUCACGCUCCUCGCGCUCGGAAACGGCGCGCCCGACGCCUUCGCCUCCGCCGCCGCGCUCGGGGGGGCCGGGGGGAUGCCCAGGGCGGGGCUCGCGGCGAUCCUCUCCGCCGGCGCCUUCGUCUCCGCGUUCGUCGUGGGCGCCGUCGCGCUCAUCGCCGCGCCCUUCGCCGUCCCGCCGGCGUCGUUCGCGCGGGACGUCUUCUUCUACCUCAUCGCCGCGUCCGGCCUGUUCUACAUCUACCUCAGCGCCGAGAUUUUCCUGUGGCAGGCCGUGGGGCUGGUCCUCUUCUACGUCUUCUUCGUGGGGUUAGUGUUCUACAUGGAUUUGGGUGGUGAUGAGGGAAAGGGCGUCACCAACUCCGUCGCGGAGCUGCAGAUGGCGAAUGGCAUCGGCCAUGUGGCCAUGGACUUGCCAGUCACAGUGGAGGAUCACAAGCAACAACACCCUGCUUUGGGUACGGUGCUCAGGAAGGUGACAGAAGUUUGGGAGUGGCCUAUUGCAUUUGUUCUGAAGCUCACCAUACCAUCAACCCUUCCUUCUGAGUGGAACAAAGUUUACAUUUGUGCAAACAUCUGUCUAUGCCCACUCUUACUCCUGUAUUCUUUCAGCUCGUUCAUUCCUCUAGAUACCCGAAUAGUGUUUCUUCUCCCUCAAAUCCGUUUCCCUAUAUGGUCUGUUGUGCUUUUUGCUAGCUUGUGCUUGGCUCUAUCCCACUUUCUUCUAGAGAAAGAAGCCCCAGGAAGAGAAAACAUUGCAAGCACCCUCAUCUCUUUUAUGAUGAGUGUCUUCUGGAUCUCAACGAUGGCUGGAGAGCUUCUGAACUGCCUUGCAGCUAUUGGAGUCAUCAUGGAUUUUCCUCCAGCUAUCCUUGGAAUGACGGUGCUGGCAUGGGGGAAUUCUGUCGGUGACCUUGUCGCCGAUGUGGCCUUGGCCAAGGCUGGCCAGCCUACCAUCGCCAUUGCAGGAUGCUUUGCUGGCCCAAUGUUCAAUAUGCUGGUGGGGUUGGGAACUGCACUUGUAGUACAGACGGCAAGAAUGUACCCCAGAGCUUAUGUACUUGAAUUCCAUGUCGGGAUUGUUGUUGCAUUUGUGUUUCUUCUUCUGAGCUUGAUGGGCACCCUGCUGGUGGUCACCUGGGCUAGGUUUAGAGUACCCAGAUUUUGGGGCUACUGCCUCAUGGGGAUAUACAUCUUGUUUACCAUAGUGAGUAUUGCUAUUGCGAGCACUUCUGGAUGAUCAUUAUGACUUGUAAAUUGAUACAGUUGAUCCUA